AUGGCAAGCCACUCUUGGAUCUCGAUCCUCAGCCUGCUGCUGGCGCUCCUUGGCGCCGCCGGCGCCGACGUCACCAGCCCCGGCGCCCGCGGCUUCAUCGGCUUCGGCAUCACGCUCUACGACCCCUACUGCGCCUUUGCUUGCACCAACUCGCUCUACGUGCCGCUCAACUGCACCACCGAGGACCUGGCCAUUGUGCCGCACUACGGCAAGCGCGACGAGGCGGCUGCCGCCAAGCCCGUGUACCCGAGCGGCGACGGCUGGGCCGUGGUGGCCCAGUCGACGCCGACCUGCCUAUCGCGAAACCAGUUUUACCUGCAGACGCUGGCGUACUGCCUCAAGUCGCACUGCAACGAGCUCGCCGUCAGCAAGGUGGACAAGUUCUGGGAGGAGCAGCUGGUCAAGCUGCCGGACGGCAGCGGGCCAAAGUCCUACACGGAGGUGUUGGCGGCCAUGACCGAGACGCCGACGCGGGUGCUGAAUGCGACCGACGUGCUCAACUUCACGGCCGUGAUACCCGAGGACCAGUACAGACUGCAUGAGCUGGACCUCCGAAACGGAGCGAGCGACGAGAUCAAGCACUCUCUGUACAGCCUCAUCAUUCUGGUCACCGGUGCAGGUCUCCCAAUCGCGGCUUCGCUGCUGCGCUUCCUCCCUUGGCCGGCGUCGUGGGUCACCAAGGUGCAUGCCUACAUCAUCGACCCGCCCCUGGUCGGCUCCAAGCACUCGACGCCCGUCUGGAGCCUCGGCAUCAUGCCCACGCGCGGUCAGGCAAUCUUCAUCCUCUAUCUCUGGGUGGUCAAUGUGGUGCUGUCGUGUGUGGGGUACUCGACCGAGCUGGGCCUCUGGUACGAUACUGUCAAGGCCAUGGUUACGAGAAACGUGGCCAACCGCCUGGGCGUCUUGUGUUAUGCGAACGUGCCUUUGGUCAUUCUGUACGCUGGCCGCAACAAUUUCCUGCUCUGGCUGACAAAUUGGUCGCAUUCAACGUUUUUGCUCCUGCAUCGGUGGAUAGCUUUUAUCUGCAUGAUGCAUGCAGUCCUGCACAGCUUGGUGUACCUCCAGAUUGCCCUGCACACGGAAGGCUGGGCGGAAGAGUUCACCGAGCCGUACUGGUACUGGGGAAGCGCGGGUACCAUUGGGUUUGUGAUUCUCUGCGUCAAGUCGAUCCAGCCGAUUCGCCAGCGGAUCUACGAGAUUUUCCUUGCCGCACACAUUGUCAUUACGGUUUUGGUCAUUGUCUGUUCGUACAAGCAUGUCAACGUCAAGUACACGGAUGCAUGGGGAUACCAGAAUUGGCUCUGGAUGGCCUGUGCCGUAUGGGGAUUUGACCGUCUGGUGCGCCUUGGACGCCAAGUGCGUGCUGGGUUCAAGAGAGCCUACUUUACGCCGAUUGAUGAAGACUACUACCGUCUGGACAUUCCCGGCAUCUCUGCCGAUGGUCAUGUAUACCUUCACUUUCCCACCAUCAGCACUUGGCGCUUCUGGGAGAACCAUCCCUUCUCUGUUGCUGGCGUGACCUAUCAAGAAGAGACGUCGACAAUCGAUAGCUCUGAGAUGAGCAACGAAAAAGAAAAGGGAAUUGCAUCAAAUACGGUUGCGGUCGGAAGCUCUUCGGGAAGCGGCUCGGACAAUGAGUCGCUCACCAUACGCAAGGAGUCUGGCAUCGCCGUCUACAUCAGACGACAAAGCGGGCUGACAGCUAUCCUCGCAAAAAAGGGUCCCUGUCCUCGCGGUAUUCCUGUCUUUGUGGAGGGUUCGUAUAACCACAGAAUGACGUUCCUGCAAGAAGACCACCCGGAGCCCACCCACGACUUUCCCAACCUGCUGUGUAUUGCCGGAGGCGUUGGCAUAACCGGUGUCCUCCCGGCUCUUGAUAGAUUCAACACGGCAGGAAAGCCGCUGGGUACCAGAAAGCUGUUUUGGGGCGCGCGAACCUGGCCAUUGGUCCGGGAUGUAGAGGGGAUGCAGCUCAGCGGCCCGGUUAGCUCGAGCACGGCGACGGAGAGACGCUGGGGCGAGGUGGACGUGACCUUGGCAGUGGGCGAGCGCCUGGAUGUGCGGAGGAUCUUGACCGAAGAGCUCCGUCAUCAAAAGGGCGGCACGGUGAUUGUGGUCUGCGGCCCAUCCGGCAUGGUGGACGACGUUCGUUGCAUCGCGUCGGCACUGGGCAGACACGACGAAAAUGGGAAGCCGGUGCUGAUGAGGCUGAUGAUCGAGAGCUUCACCUGGUAG
Messenger RNA from Akanthomyces muscarius, 2235 nucleotides. RefSeq lists its product as uncharacterized. Gene Ontology annotation, molecular function: ferric-chelate reductase activity. Gene Ontology annotation, biological process: copper ion import; intracellular iron ion homeostasis; iron ion transport. The coding region runs from base 1 to 2235 and encodes 744 amino acids. Lineage: Eukaryota; Fungi; Ascomycota; Sordariomycetes; Hypocreales; Cordycipitaceae. Gene Ontology annotation, cellular component: plasma membrane. The transcript has a single exon. The record is from RefSeq and is a predicted model, not a curated record.